Messenger RNA from Laetiporus sulphureus 93-53, 216 nucleotides. RefSeq lists its product as uncharacterized. The record is from RefSeq and is a predicted model, not a curated record. The transcript has a single exon. The coding region runs from base 1 to 216 and encodes 71 amino acids. Lineage: Eukaryota; Fungi; Basidiomycota; Agaricomycetes; Polyporales; Laetiporaceae.
AUGAAGAAACUGUUUCAGAUCAGAGUAACAAACCGUGAAAGACAAGUCGAGAGCAAGAUGGGUGUUCUAGGACACGUAAAAAGCUACUUUGGAGUAGUAGAGAGCCAAGGUCGAGGAACGCUUCAUCUCCAUUUAUUCGUGUGGCUUCAAGGUGCACCAUCGGCAGAUGAAAUCAUCGAGGCUCUCGGACACGAAGAUUUCCGUGAAAGGAUAUAG